GUGCAUGUUGCCUUGUGAGAGUCAGUUAUUUGGAACUAACAAGUCACACCCACUAAACUGGAUGUAUAUAAAGAGAUAGAUAGUGGUGAGUCCCAUCAACGAAACUCCUCAAUCUCUUCAGCAGAGGAUUCUUCAACUUUCCAGGGUGAAAAUGGUGAAUUACGAAGUAACAGUUUACACCACCAACUGCACCUUUGCCGCCACCUUCAACAAUGUCAACAUUAAGCUGGUGGGCACAGAAGGGAAGAGCAAUCGCAGCUGGCUUUUUAGCAUCAUAGGGUCUCUGGCCCUCUUCAAAGGAGACGUUGCACAUUUCACUGUCAGCUGCCCCAAAUCCCUUGGAACAUUGUUCCUGAUAGAGCUAGACAAGCAGGAUUUCCUAUUGUUCCAAGACUCUUGGUACCCCUCUAAAGUGGAGGUGAGAUCCCCUGAAGGAGACACAUACUGCUUUCCUGUCCACCGCUGGAUCACUGACCGUGAGGUGCACCGCUUCAGAGAGGGAAAAGCUGUGAAAGCCUUUGAAGAAACCAACACUCUUGCCACGUACGCCAGGGAGCAGGAGCUCAUUGGUCGAAAGAAAGACUACUGCUGGGAUGAGUCGAAAAAAGGACUACCUCACUGCAUUAAGGGGGAAAUUCCUCUUUCUCUGCCUCCUGAGGUUACGUUCUCCUACACCAAGCAUACUGAGUUUUUUUGGACUGCAGCAAUUGGGCAGGCUGAGCAGCACCUGAAAGGACUGGAAAAACGCAACGAGUCAUGGACUGACAUCGAUGCGCUUGAUCGGGUGUUCACCUACAGGACGACUGACAUGUCAGAAUAUGUCCAGGAACUAUGGCAGGAGGAUGAAUUCUUUGCCUACCAGUAUCUAAAUGGUGUCAACCCCAUAAUGAUCAGAUGCUGCAAAGUACUGCCAAAAAACUUUCCAGUCACUAAUGACAUGGUCUUCCUCCAUGGUCAUGGUAGCUUGACGGAAGAAAUGAAGAGAGGCAACAUAUUCCUUUGUGACUACAAGCGUUUGGAUGGAGUGACUGCAAACACCAUCAAUGGGAAGAAGCAGUACUUGAUGGCCCCCCUCGUCCUGUUCCACAAAAGACAGGGCAAGUUGAUGCCAAUUGCUAUUCAGCUGAAGCAAACCCCCGCGGAUGACAAUCCAAUCUUUCUUCCCACUGACUCUGCGUAUGACUGGAUGAUGGCCAAGAUGUUUGUGAGAAGUGCAGAUUUCCAAGAACAUCAACUCAAUGUUCACCUGCUGCGCACUCACCUGCUGGCUGAAGUUUUCGCAGUGUCACUUCUGCGCAAUGUGCCCAUGGUGCAUCCACUGUACAAGCUCCUUGUACCUCACACUCGCUACACUCUGCAAAUCAACAUCAUGGCUCGACUUGCUCUAAUUUCUGAGAAAGGAGUAUUCACAGAGUUUGCAGCCUCUGGGGGAGAGGCCAUGUUCACAAUCAUGGAGAGAUCACUGUCCUCAAUGACCUACAAGUCCCUCUGUAUACCAGACGACGUUGAUGAGCGUGGGGUUAGGGACAUACCAAACUACUACUACAAGGAGGAUGGACUCAAGCUUUGGGAUAUCAUCUUCAAGUUUGUGGAGGGAGUACUCAGCUACUACUACAAGACUGACGACGUGGUUGUGAAGGACUCUGAGCUGCAGGACUGGAUUCGGGACAUUUUUGAACAUGGAUUCCUUUCUCAAGAACAAACAGGAAUUCCACAGAAACUUUCCACCGUGGAUGAGCUGAUCAAGUUUGUCACCAUGGUGAUCUUCACCUGCUCAUGCCAGCACUCAGCUGUGAACAGUGGACAGUAUGACUAUGGUGCCUGGAUGCCCAACACUCCCAUCUCCCUGCAGCGUCCUCCGCCAACAACAAAGGGACCAAAAGAAAACAUUAUGAUGCAGACUUUGCCUGACAUCAGCACCACAGUUAAGGGCAUGUCCACCAUGUGGCUGCUCAGCAAGGAGUCUUCUGACUUUGUCCCGCUUGGCCAGUACCCGGAGCAAUAUUUCACUGAGGGUUUUCCCCGCAAACAGAUAAAGCGCUUCCAGCGAAAACUUCACCAGUUGAGUGUUGACAUCAAAAUCAGAAACGAACCUCUGAAUCUGCCGUACACGUACUUGGAUCCAGCCAGCUUUGAAAAUAGUGUUGCCAUUUGAACACUAAAAUGAGCGACCUCCUCAGCUGUUGGCCUAUUUCAAUGUCACAUUAAUGAAAAGGGAAAGAACUUCUAUAUUCUGUAUUUUUCAAUCUUACUAUAUGCUGCUCUGUGACUUAUAUACAACUCUUCAAUCAAACUACAAACUCUGGUGAAAAAUUACUGUUUUAAAUCUUUUUCCUCAUCCUAAAUAUAAUUGAUAUAGAAAAGGGAUAUACAGCAAUUUAUCAAAGAAAUAAACAUUAACAUAUUAUAAUAAUAAUAAUAACAUACAAUAUAAAAUCUAAGAUGUGAAGCUGUUUUAUUGUUUUCUGACUCGACAUAAAAACUUAUAAAUUUGAUAACAAUCUAGAACGUGUAUUACAGCGUCUGUGUUGAGGUUUGCAUGUGAGCCAGUCAUCUAAAGAGCUUCAUUGCUGAAUUAAUCAAGUCACUUUUGUGAGAAACAAUGUAAAUGGGAAAUAAUGAAAGUUGAUUUACUGUUGUUUUCUUUCCUUUUUGAAGUGUUACUGAAAAAAGGAAACAACUUUCUUUCAAGCUUUUUUUCAAUGUGUUUUAGGGAUAAAAACAAUCA
Messenger RNA from Hippoglossus stenolepis (Pacific halibut), 2728 nucleotides. Its product is annotated as hydroperoxide isomerase ALOXE3. The transcript has 15 exons. Gene Ontology annotation, biological process: lipid oxidation; linoleic acid metabolic process. The coding region runs from base 152 to 2155 and encodes 667 amino acids. Gene Ontology annotation, molecular function: iron ion binding; protein binding; oxidoreductase activity, acting on single donors with incorporation of molecular oxygen, incorporation of two atoms of oxygen. The record is from RefSeq and is a predicted model, not a curated record. Lineage: Eukaryota; Metazoa; Chordata; Actinopteri; Pleuronectiformes; Pleuronectidae.